AUGGUACCACGGCAAUUGGUUCACAAGAAUGCUCGCAGACUCUUGCUGGACAUUGCUGUAGAGUUUAUUGGCAGUAAAUGGCGCACAUUUUGUGGAAUUAUGAUUUAUAUAUCAUUUGCACUUGGUGAAGCUAUGACUGGAGUGUUGGCUGUCUUCAUCAGGGACUGGCGUUGGUUGCAAGUUGCUGUCACUGCUCCUGCUUUUCUGCUUAUAUCUUAUACUUGGUUAAUGCCAGAAAGUGUUCGAUGGCUAGUUCUUCAGGGUCGUUAUUAUGAAGCCAAGAAGAUUAUAGAAAGAGCUGCGAGAGUCAAUAAUGUUGAGGUACUGAUACAUCUGCUGGACGUUCACAAUGUCGAGUUUCAUCCUGUUGACGGAACUCUAUCUGUACCCAGAAGUAACAUUGGGUUUGUGAAUGAAACUAGACAAGAAGCAAAGAUCAAGAAGACUGUUAUUGACCUGUUGAGAACUCCUCUUAUGAAGAUGAGAUCACUCAGCAUGUUUUUCUACUGGGUUGUCUGCACUUUGGUAUACUAUGGACUAUCCUACAACUCUAGCAGUUUGGGUGGCAAUAUUUUUGUAAAUUUCAUCGCCACGAUGCUGGUCGAGAUUCCAUCAUACAUCUUCACCUUUCUCGUUCUUGACAGAUUCCACACCGUGUCCAUAUUCACUUCCACACUCAUGACCACCCACUCACUUCCCACAUCAUGGGACCCAAUACUCACUUUCCACACCCAUGACCUCACUCACUUCCACACCCAUUGA
Cherax quadricarinatus is the source of this 762-nucleotide messenger RNA. The record is from RefSeq and is a predicted model, not a curated record. Lineage: Eukaryota; Metazoa; Arthropoda; Malacostraca; Decapoda; Parastacidae.